GAAACACACACUUGUAAAAUAUUUACUGUUACCUUUUGCUUGCUCUUUGGUUGCUGCUUGUGCGUAUGUGUGUGUCCCUUUUACCCCUACAAGCACCGUUACACAUUCCAUCAAAUACAUAUUUUGUGCCACUACACAAAAAUACAAAUCUACGCUAAAUGCUAGUGAGAAAAAUGUCGGCGGCUGUCAGUUCAACCGUGGCUGCACUUGCAGCUGUCGCAGCGACUACUACAACAACAGCAGCAAAAAUUACCAACUUCACUACAACGGCUGCGGCAGCGGUGGCUCGAGCAAACAACAAUUACAGCAAUGUUUCCACAGUAAUGGGCAUAGGCAGGCAAGGGAACAGCGUAAGCGCGACAUCUGCUGCUGUUGCUGGUGUCUCCGAUCAUCUGCCGCUUCAGCUGACCACUGCCAAAGUGGAUUUGGAUUUUGAAAUAGAUAUACAGCUGCUAACGAAUGCUUACGAAGGCACAACGUUAACUUCAUAUUUCAAUGACACAUCGUGGAUUAACCCAUCCGAGACCGAUACGAUAGUGGGUGAGGAACCUGAUGCGGUGUCUCUUGUGUCAAUUUUAGUUGUUGGCAUCUUCCUGUCAGUGCUGAUUUUUCUAUCGGUUGCCGGCAAUAUACUCGUCUGCCUCGCCAUUUAUACCGAACGCAGUUUACGGCGUAUUGGAAAUUUAUUUCUGGCAUCAUUAGCGAUAGCGGAUUUAUUCGUCGCAUCCCUCGUGAUGACAUUUGCCGGCGUCAAUGAUCUACUGGGCUAUUGGAUUUUUGGCGCGAAGUUUUGUGAUACUUGGGUCGCCUUCGAUGUGAUGUGCUCCACGGCGUCCAUUUUAAAUUUAUGUGCCAUCUCAAUGGAUCGCUAUAUUCACAUAAAAGACCCACUCAGAUAUGGCCGUUGGGUGACACGACGCAUCGCAAUCAUUACAAUUGCCGCCAUUUGGCUGCUGGCCGCAUUUGUCUCGUUUGUGCCAAUCUCUUUGGGUCUGCAUCGGCCGGAGCAGCCGUUAAUCGUUGAGGAUAAUGGAAAACGGUAUCCCACGUGCGCGCUGGACCUGACGCCAACCUAUGCGGUCGUCUCCAGUUGUAUCAGCUUCUAUUUUCCAUGUCUCGUCAUGAUUGGCAUCUACUGUAGACUUUACUGCUACGCUCAGAAGCAUGUUAAAUCGAUUAAGGCGGUCACACGCCCCGGCGAAGUGGCCGAAAAGCAACGCUACAAGAGUAUACGUCGCAACAAAAAUCAACCGAAAAAGUUCAAAGUACGUAACCUGCAUCACAGUUCGCCCUAUCAUGUGUCCGAUCACAAGGCUGCCGUAACAGUGGGCGUCAUUAUGGGUGUCUUCCUCAUCUGUUGGGUACCAUUCUUCUGUGUCAACAUCGUAGCCGCUUUCUGCAAGACCUGCAUCGGUGGUCAAACCUUCAAAAUACUCUCGUGGCUAGGCUACUCCAACUCAGCUUUCAAUCCAAUAAUUUACUCAAUUUUCAACAAAGAAUUUCGUGAUGCUUUCAAACGCAUACUCACCACACGAAAUCCAUGGUGUUGUCGACAAGAAGUUGGCAAUAUACAUCCGCGCAAUAGCGACCGCUUCGUAACUGAUUAUGCGGCGAAAAAUGUGGUGAUGAUGAAUUCGGGCCGCUCGUCGGCCGAAAUCGAACAAGUGUCUGCGAUUUGACCAAAACGCACCGCUUCGGCGUUGGUGUGCUGUGUAUCCAGUGCAGAUGCUGCAUCGCUGACGACGACAUACGUUCCGUGAGAUUCG
Molecule: messenger RNA, 1766 nt
Organism: Rhagoletis pomonella (apple maggot)
Lineage: Eukaryota; Metazoa; Arthropoda; Insecta; Diptera; Tephritidae
Gene: Dop1R1
Product: dopamine receptor 1
Exons: 6
Coding region: 159-1679 (506 amino acids)
Biological process (GO): adenylate cyclase-activating adrenergic receptor signaling pathway
Cellular component (GO): membrane
Molecular function (GO): G protein-coupled receptor activity
Source: RefSeq, a predicted model, not a curated record